This is a messenger RNA of Astrephomene gubernaculifera, 1065 nucleotides long. The record is from the annotation of a GenBank genome assembly. NCBI's taxonomy places the organism in Eukaryota, Viridiplantae, Chlorophyta, Chlorophyceae, Chlamydomonadales, Astrephomenaceae.
CGCCCCCUCGCCUUCCCCCUGGCGGACUACCUGCGCUCCGUGCUGCCGGCCCCCAGCGGGGAGGGCGCGGUGCCCGCCUCCUGCCUGCGACUGGCGCCGCGGGAGGAGGCGGGGCUGCCGGGGGAUGUGCGAGCGACCCUGCGCGACAUGCGGCAGCAGGUGAUAUCGUACAUCGAGGAGCUGCGGCGGCUGGGUCUGGCUGAGGGCUGCGAGGAGGCCACUCUGUGGUGGGCCUUCGACAUGGUCAUUUCACGGGCCUUCGCAGUUACGGCAACCCUGCCACCCGCAACCUCCUCCUCCUCCUCCUCUUCGCCAUCCUCCUCUCCAUCCCCGGCCGCCGUCCCCCUGGCGCUCUACCUGCCCUGGGCCUGCCUGCUAAACCACAGCAGCACCCCCAACGCAGUCUUCACAGCCGUCCUCAGCCCGCCCACCCCAGCCCCUGUGCUGCAGGCAGCCCCCCAACGCGCCACACCACCAACUGCCCCGGUCCCAGCCUCAGCCCUAACCCCGAAGCCGCCCCGGGCCCUCAGUGAGUUCCAAGUGACUCCACGCCUCAGGUACGCCUCCCCACCCAUACAGCCUGGCGCUGAGAUCUGCAUCAGCUACGGGGACGGACUGGACAAUGUACGGCUGCUGCUCAAGUACGGCUUCUGUACGGCGGGGAACCCGAAUGACCGGCUGCCGUUGCCGCCCGGAGCCGCGGCGGUGGCGGCGCGGUUAGAUCGACGGGUGUUGUGCAGCGCUGCGGAGAAGCUGGCUGAGCGGCGCAUGCAUGGCCCGGCUGGGAUGCCGGGAGCAGCCUGCGAGGAGGAGAAGGAAACAACCCAGCCCCAGGGAACUACAGCCGCUGCAGGCAAAAUUGGCAGUCAGGUGGAGCGCGAACAGCACAGGGCCCGGGUGUAUGCGGCGCUCGCAACACUGCUGGAAGCAACUGAUACAUCGCCACCUGGCAACACCCACCAUUGUGGUUCUACCUCUAGGGGAGCUGCAACUGUGUCGACGUUAGGUAGCCCAACCCAACUCUUUGCUUGGGCGCGGGCCAGCGCCAUUCUUCACGCUAAAGAA